This is a messenger RNA of Soboliphyme baturini, 363 nucleotides long. Lineage: Eukaryota; Metazoa; Nematoda; Enoplea; Dioctophymatida; Soboliphymatidae. The record is from the annotation of a GenBank genome assembly.
AUGCUGAUCGUGCUUCGCGACGGCAGGACUUUGAUCGGCUACCUUCGUAGUGUUGACCAAUUCGCUAACCUUGUCCUGAGCCAUACGAUAGAACGAAUACACGUUGGCCAGCUUUACGGCGAUAUUCCUCGCGGCGUGUUCGUAAUCAGGGGCGAAAACGUGGUUUUGUUAGGCGAAAUAGUGCGUGCGGAUGUUGAGAAAGACAGGCAGGUCGACCUGAAGCAGGUAUCCGUCGAGGAGAUUCUUGAGUUUCAGCGGCGACAGCAGGAGGAAAAGGACAGGUUGGCGAACAUACGCAAGAAUGCGUUCAAAGAACGCGGCCUCGCUCCAUCGACCGACAUCUGGCAGGAGGAGCUGUACUGA